Molecule: messenger RNA, 6176 nt
Organism: Nilaparvata lugens (brown planthopper)
Lineage: Eukaryota; Metazoa; Arthropoda; Insecta; Hemiptera; Delphacidae
Product: UNC93-like protein
Exons: 7
Coding region: 557-2356 (599 amino acids)
Biological process (GO): regulation of muscle contraction; regulation of potassium ion transport
Cellular component (GO): plasma membrane; striated muscle dense body
Molecular function (GO): potassium channel regulator activity
Source: RefSeq, a predicted model, not a curated record
AAUUAUUUUCAUUCAAAGUACAAAACUGUAUCCUAACCCAAUACGUUUGACCUAUUCUACACAUCAUAAAUAUUUUGUUCUAAAAUUUGAAAUCCUUCAAUAUUGAACCAUGUCUAGUCUUGAACAUUGAUAAAGGAAUUUUCACAGUUUGUAUCAGUUAUGUCAAUGAUCUUGAACCCAUCUACAUAACACUAAUUUGAGUUAUACGUGUUUUUAAACGUCAAUAUUGUCGUUUUGUCUGAGACUGGUCAUCUGUUUCAAGAACGUGUCUCAAUUACCUCAAAUACCUUCAGAAACCAACUGAAGCAAAAUAUUUACCCAAUAUCCAUGAGGAAGCAAGUACAUUCCAAGUGAAGAAGAUAGUAAAAUAAUUGCACAUGAGACAAUCAUAAGCAUUUAAUGAUUUUCAGUUUAAUUUUUAUAAAAUAAAAAGCUUUUAGUUUUGAUCUACCAAUUUCCACUCAAUUCAAAUGGAAUAAAGUUCAAAGUUGUGGAAUAGAAUAGGAUUGACCAAAGCUAGUUUGUUUCUGGAAAAAGUAAAGUUACAAACUUCAUAAUGUCGAGUGCUUCGAGCUUCAACAAUAACACCGUUCUCAGGCGACUCUCCACAGUCUCUGCCGUUUCGUGGACAGAGCUGGGCCAGAGGAGGAUGGUUGCGUCGUGCGACGAGCGAGGUGGCGGAGGCGGCAAGAAGGGAGGCGGAGGAGGCGCGGAUGACGAUGUGGCGGUGUACACGGUGUCGGUUGGGGGCGGCUACGCCAACGAGGCCUUCAAGGACGAUGGUGACGCGGUGGGGGUGGUGAACAAACCGCCCCCAGGCUCAGUGGACGAGGACCCCACCUCCAAGGGCAAGGUCAAGCUGUCCAGAGGCGAGAAGUGGCGCAUUCUCAAGAACAUCGCAGCUGUCAGCUUGGCGUUCAUGGUCCAGUUCACCGCCUUUCAGGGCACAGCCAACCUACAGAGCUCGAUAAACGCGCGGGAAGGCCUAGGCACAGUGUCAUUGAGCGCGAUCUACGCAGCGCUUGUGGUGUCCUGCAUAUUCGUGCCGACCUUCCUGAUCAAGCGGCUGACGGUGAAGUGGACCCUGUGCUUCUCGAUGCUGUGCUAUGCGCCCUAUAUCGGCGCCCAAUUCUACCCCAGGUUCUACACCCUCGUGCCGGCAGGAGUCCUGCUAGGUCUGGGUGCCGCUCCCAUGUGGGCCGCCAAAGCUACCUACCUGACGCAGGUCGGAGGCGUUUACGCCAAACUCACCGACCAGCCCGUCGACGGCAUUGUCGUCCGCUUCUUCGGCUUCUUCUUCCUUGCCUGGCAGACGGCCGAGCUGUGGGGCAACCUCAUCUCGUCACUUGUUCUAUCAUCGGGGGCGCACGGCGGGGGCGGUGGGGGCCACGGCAACACCACCUUCAACGAGGAAAAGCUGCGUCACUGCGGAUCCAACUUCUGCGUGAUCGGGGGCAGUCACGGCAAUGACAACCUCGAGAGGCCUCCCGACUCCGAGAUCUACACCAUCAGCUCCAUCUAUCUCUGCUGCAUCUUCAUUGCUGUCGCCAUGGUCGCACUAUUCAUCGAUCCUCUCUCCAGGUAUGGAGAGAAGCAGAGAAGAAACGACAGUACAGAACUAAGUGGUAUUCAGCUACUUUCAGCAACAGCCUAUCAGCUGAAGAAGCCCUACCAACAGUUGCUCAUUCCUAUCACCGUAUGGAUAGGAAUGGAGCAGGCUUUCAUUGGAGCUGACUUCACACAGGCAUACAUCUCGUGCGCAAUGGGCAUUUCGUCAGUGGGCUACGUGAUGAUCUGCUUCGGAGUGGUGAACGCGAUCUGUUCGCUGGUGUUCGGUUCGCUGAUGAAGUUCGUCGGCCGCUUCCCGCUGAUGGCUCUGGGUGCCGUGGUGCACGCCUGCCUCAUAUUCGUGCUGCUCAACUGGCGACCCCACCCUGACAAGCCCUACAUCUUCUUCACCAUCUCCGGCCUCUGGGGAGUCGGCGAUGCCGUCUGGCAGACGCAAGUCAACGGUAUCUACGGAACACUGUUCAGACGCAACAAGGAAGCGGCGUUCAGUAACUACCGUCUGUGGGAGAGCGCCGGCUUCGUGGUGGCCUACGCCUACAGCACACACCUGUGCGCGCGCAUGAAGCUCUACGUCAUGUUCGUGGUGCUGGUCAUCGGAAUGAUCGGCUACUGCAUAGUCGAGUUCCUGCACAAACAGAAGAAGCUGCGCAUGAAGAAAGCAGCAGCAGCGGCCGACGCUAAGGCUCUGGCUGCAGCUGAGAACAACACGAGGCCGCCGCCAGUCGUCGAGGAGACCGAUGACGAGAAGGACGACAUCGACGAUGAGAUCAUCAUCACACAUCUCUGAGGAUCAUCCUCGCGGGGACAUCUAGCCGCUACCGUGCGUCACACACCCGACCGCUUCCGUGCUUGCGGUCUCUAUCCCGGUGCUUGACACGUUGGACACUACUGUGGGAUGUUAUCACCAGAGAGAAUAGAAUGUAACAUGAAUGAACAUAGAAUAUUACAUUCUAUACUCUCUGGUUAUCACUACUGUUGGAUGUUAUCACCAGAAAGUAUAGAAUGUAACUUGAAAGAACAUAGAAUUAUGUUACAUUUAUGAAAGAACAUAGAAUGUUACAUUCUAUACUCUCUGAUAAUCACUGUUCGUGACUAUCCGUUCAAACAAACAAUCAUAAUUGUUGACUAGAUAAGUGAUAAGCAGCCUGAGUUGCCGUACGAACUAAUUUUACUUGUUUUUUUCUUGCUACCUGACCAUCUCCAAUUUUUGUUGGUUGAAAGUACUCGAAAGAGAGUACUUUGUGAUACUCUUUACAAUCAUGAAGAAUGUAGGCAUACAUUGAGAUUUGAGAAUGGCUUAUAGAAGUCAAAGUCAAAAUACAUAAACAAUAAUCGAGUUUAUACAUUAAUUACAUUUUAAAAAUGUAUAUAUUAUCUCAUGUUUUCACUGAAAAGAGACACUGUGACUGAGUGACUUAGGAUGAGACGAUAAUAAGCGUUCUUGAGGCGUUUUUAGAGUCGGCAGGGCAGGAAGCUCUCAGUUGGCUGAUUGUGUUGUCGCCUCUAAAAACGCUCAAUAUCGUCUGGUUCUAUUAGUGACGGACAAGUCACUAGUCUUCACCACAUAACAUUCUAAAUUGUAAUUGUUUGGGAUAUUUUCCCUGAACCAUUUUUAGUAUGGACGAAAAAAUUAGAGAUGGUAAUGUACAAAAUUGAAUAUAUUUUAAGCAACGUCUCAAAUCAUUUAUCGAAUGUUUGUUCAAUAGUUGUUUGUUAAUAGCUGAGGAUGGAAUCCUUAUUGUUUAGAGGACAACUGUAGGCAUCAGCAAUGCACUUUUUUGUGGAAUUUCUCCACAAAAUAUCUUUUCGUGAAAGUAUGGUCUUUCAAAGAUGUGCCUUUUAUCAAAUUGAUAUUUUAUUAAUAUGACUUACUCACUUACAGAAGAGAGUAUAUAUAUAACCUUUGUUAUGUUCUUUAUUAUUGAUUAUAAGGUUGCAUUGAAUUUUCGAAGAUUCAAUAAGCUCUAAAUAUUGAAGUUGUGGAGUACGGUAACGUAUGAAAACAACGUUCUUCAUAUAAGAAAAACCUUUCAACUAUUAAAUAGCCAAUUUUAACAAGUCAACAUUUCAACUUUCUUGAUUGAAUGGUUGUUGUUUCAAAUGUAAAUAGUGGAAAUUAUUGGCUACCCAACUGUUUUUAAAAUAUUUUUUUCGAUAUCAAUUUCUCAAAUAUUAACAUAAAUUCAUGAAUGAAGUUGAUAUACAAUAUUAAUGACAAGCAAUUGAAACUCAUUUCACUAUUUCAAAAAUGAUAGAAUUUUUUUGCUAGUAGAACGAUGACACCCUUUCACCAACUGCCUAUUUAUCAAUAAACAAUCGACAACACGUUGACUUGACGCUUUCUAAGUUGUGUUGACAAACAUUUUAGGUUGAGCACCUCGCACCUGAUCGAAUCAAUCUGAUGUAAGAUUGUCUACAUAACGGUAACGGUGCACAUACAAGCACGGCGAGGACUUGUCUCUGUCUCUUGAUGGACGUGAAAUCUGUUGGAUCCUAUCCUUCUGAAAACCUGUUGUCACACUUAUGGAACCGCUUCAAACCAGAUUUUGCAUACGCCGCUUUUCAGAACGACGGAGGAAUUAGUAGUAAAAGUAAUCAGUCAACAAAUUUCAAAAACAAGCAAUCUUACUUAAUUCGCCAUUUCCUAUCGAUAAGUGGAUAAGUGAUAGCGGAUUAGCUGUUCUACCUACUUUUACAGUAGCUGCAAAUUAUUAUAAUCUCUCUCUCGGAGAAGUUUGCUAUCAACGACUUCUCAUUGUUGUUUAAUUAAGUUACGUAAAGUAAAGCGCCAAUCAAUAUUGAAUCAGGGUGUGAUAUUUCAAAUAAAUUGAAUCUGAAGUGAUUUUAUAAACUAACGUCUAUUUUUUUAAAAUACUUCUCAAAAACAAGAGUCGAUCAUUUGAAAAUAUUAAUAAUCUAUUUCUGUAAAAACAAUUCAAUUCUAUAAAAACAAUAUACCUAUAUUUAUUUGUUCAAAUAUAUGUCAUAAUUGUUCGCUAUUACAUCCAAACUGUACGAUAGGUAGGUAGUUUUAAAAUGGGUGAAAGCAAUAUUGAUGACUAAUGGAUCAUUGAGAGCCAAAAUUCAGUUCAUCCCAUAAAAUGUCAUUCUCACUGCUCAACGAUCGUUUCAUUAAUUCUGGUGACGAAUCUAAUGAUCUAGAAAAUUGUUAUAUUAUUGUUUGAGAAAGAGAUCGAGUGCAAUAUUGCGGUUGUGAUCGUUAAUGAAUAAAAUAGUAUUAAAAACUAUGAGAAUUAUUGUUGCUUAUUGUUUAAUUAUUGAUAAGGGUAUAUUUAUCUUACAACUGGCCUUACCAACUUAAAUAAUCAUAUAUUUUUGAUUGUUAUAGGCGUAUUGUAGAUUAAUAACUCCUGUUACAAGUAAGGGGCAAGCAUUGUGAUAAAUGUCAAAAAUGUAAAAACUUCCAUUAAUUGUUAAACGUUUAUAGUUGAUAAACUUACAUUCCAUAAUAUUGUAAAAAGAGCGAGAGAUUGUUGAACCUUAAAAUAUAUCUAAGAGUUACUUCUAGUAUAAUAGUUUGUAAUUGGAUAGUAUGAUUGUUGCUUCAAAAAUAUGAGUCACGAUAUUUUUUAUCAAUUUGUUUCACAUUUCGUCGUAGGAGUACCUCCUAUGUAGGGUCAUAGUAAAAAACGUUUUAUGGUUAAAAUUAAAGCCACUUCAAAAUUGAAUGUGAAUGUUCGUUUUUUCAUAUUAUCAAUAUCACAAAUAACAAUCUGAAUUAAACUGAAACGUUUAGGCUAUUUGACUAAAUAUAAACAAUAAAAAUAAAUAAUAAAUUAUACGAAUAUAACAAAUAACAAUUUGAAUAAAACUGAAUAUAAUCUGAAUGAUGAUGAUUAUUCUCAUAGCGGGAAUAUUUAUGUUUGAAGAAAAAGGACAUCAAUGCUCUAUCUCCAUCAUAAUCAUCUUAGAAUGGAUAUAGGCUAUGGGAAGCCAAUUCAUGAGGAGUCAUUGCUUUUGAGUCUUGAAAAUCUGUGAGCAUAUUUUUGAAGCUGCAACAUGCAAAAUGAGUGUGCCUGUGUAUUUUUGUAUAUAUAAUUAUUAUUACAAGCAUAUGUAAGAUACAUUAUAAUUAGGAUACUAACUUUAAAUUGUUAUUAAUUCUAGUGCUUGUGAUUUCCUGUUAGUUGAGUGAUGUUUUGUGAAUUAUUUGAAAAUAAUCAUGAAUUGAAGGUUUGAGAUCGGCUUUGGGUGGAAACCAUACGAGUGAAAUGAUUGGUUGAUGAGCUAUUAGAAAAUACAAUGUUGAAUGUACAAUAAUAAUAAUUUUUGUACAGAACAGUACUUAUAUGUUUGUAAUUUAGUUUUGCUCCAUUGUGAUGUAUUGAGUGAAAAUCUCUGUUGGUGCUGACCUCUAGUUUUUGAUGAAAUUUUGAUUGUGGAUGAAGUUGAAAUUUCUAAGUGAUAUUGAUGUGGCUUGGACAAUACAUUCACAGCCGUGAAUCGGCAAUCAACUUACAACUAUUUAUUUCUCCAAAUGAAAUGAUAAGAUAUCGCAGAAUUGAUAUUAAAUGUGUUUUUAAACGAGCCAUAUAGUUAGGAUAUAGUGAUAAUUGAAAAUUUUGAAUAAAAAUCUUGUAGAUUGA